CACACGUCUUCUCUCUUUUAAAUACAAAAUCCAACCAACAUUCAUUUAUUCACCCGCUUUUUCCUCAUCAACUCAAAAUUCCAACAAUGGCGCCCAAGAAAAUUAUCAGAACAAUUCCAACUGCACUUCUCAUUUUCUCUCUCCUGUUCAACCUCACCUCUGCUCUUCAGAAACUCGGACAAACAUGCGCUGCAGAUCGAAAUUGCGAUCAAGGACUUCAUUGCGAAACUUGCGUCGCUAAUCGUAAUCUUCGCCCUCGCUGUACUCGCAUUCAACCUGUUAAUCCUCUCUCUAAGGUGAAAGGAUUGCCGUUCAACAGAUACUCGUGGUUAACGACUCACAACUCGUUCGCUAGACUCGGCCAGAAAUCGGCUACUGGUGCCGUAAUUCUCGCUCCUACUAAUCAGCAGGAUUCUGUUACGUCUCAGCUUAACGAUGGUGUUAGAGGAUUUAUGCUUGAUAUGUAUGACUUCAACAAUGAUGUUUGGCUGUGCCACUCUUUUGGUGGGAGAUGUUACAACAAUACAGCCUUUAAACCUGCAGUAGAAGUCUUGAGGGAGAUGCAGACCUUCCUUGAGGCUAACCCUUCUGAGAUUAUCACCAUAUUUAUUGAAGACUAUGUUACAUCACCCAAGGGUCUGACUAAGGUGUUUGAUACUGCCGGCCUCAGGAAGUAUUGGUUUCCAGUAUCCCGAAUGCCCAAAAAUGGGGGUGAUUGGCCCAUAAUUGAUGAUAUGAUUCAGAAAAACCAGCGACUGUUGGUAUUCACUUCAAAAGCUAAUAAAGAGGCUUCUGAAGGGAUUGCUUACAAUUGGAGAUAUGUCUUAGAAAAUCAAUAUGGUGAUGGGGGUAUGGUAGCUGGCUCAUGUCCUAAUCGUGCAGAAUCACGUCCCAUGAACACGACCUCUAUAUCCCUAGUGUUGGUCAAUUAUUUUAGUACCGUACCAGAUUUAGCCACUGCCUGCAAGCACAAUUCAGCUCCACUAGAAAGCAUGUUGGGCACCUGUUAUAAUGCAUCAGGAAAAAGAUGGGCCAAUUUUGUGACUGUUGAUUUCUACAAGAGAAGUGAUGGAGGUGGAGCUCCAGCUGCUGUAGAUGAAAUGAACGGUCAUCUAGUUUGUGGAUGUGCCAGCAUUGCGCAGUGCAGGGCUAACAUGACAUUCGGAUCCUGUAAUUUUCCUCAAGCUGAACCCUACCCACCCAUGGUAGCACCUAUUUCAAGCAUUGGCUAUUCGAGGAAGUUGGUUCCGCUUUGGUGGAUGUUCGGGACCAUUUCUCUUGCCUGUUUGAUGUCGUUGUGAAGCUAUUUCCUGGGAUCAAUCCACUUUUACACCACUGCAAUUACUUUGUAGAUUGAGGAAGACAAUAAACAUUAAUGUAAAAUUUGUGUAAUUUACAAUCCAAUUAUUUGAUACGGUGUUUAUUAAAUAUGUAAUCCAAUGGUGAAAUGGCUUUAGCAAACAAGCUGCGUAAUUUUUAUUGGGACAUUUUUUAUGUGAAUGUUAACCCAAAUUCAUCCUCAUUGGAAGAGUGAUAGGAAGGUGACUAUUGACUAGCAUGUAAAAAUUGUGUAGUCAUGCUUUAUGUUGUCAUGAUUUUAGAACAAAAUCACACUUGACUUGUUUAAGUCUCCUAUUCGUUUAUUUGAGUUGUAUGCAAUUGCAUUGUAACAAUGAGCGAGCAAAAUUGAGAUAAUUCAGUAGUCUAGUGUGAUUCAAAAUACGAUAGUAUUGAAAUCCUAAAUUCAAACCCUUUUGCCCUACCCUAAUAUUCAAUUAAUUAGUUUAGGAGUAUAAUACAUCAUAUCAAAAAGUCUUUCGUCUCCUUUGAAUAAAAAAAAUGUUAAUUACUUUUACAUCAAAGCAUUGUUACAUGUAUAAUGGAAGUUGAUUACUCAUUGAUUGCCAUCAAUCGCACUAUACAUUGCAUGAAAGACUCCACUACAUUAUCAUUAUUAUUACUACUAUUACCAUGCUUAAUCCAUAAUUGAGCCCCAUCAAAAAUAAUUAACAAUCAUGCUUAGAUUAGUUGGUCAGAAUUGAAAUCAAAAGAAAUUGAGUCAAAUUAACGAUCUACUACCACUAGUAGUAAGCUUUAAAUGGGAGCUUAGCUGGCACACGUGCGAGGUAGCACGUGGUAGAAAGGGGUAAGAGGGAGCAAUAGUAAUUAGUAAGCUGUCUCCGGCAAGGUUGUCGGGUUGACCAGAGACAAACGUUGGCGGUAUCUUUUGUUUGAGCAUUCACUCGUGCCACGCACUCACCUCUCCCACGCGUGCACCCGCCGCUAAACGACAACCACCAAUUUUCUCUCUCCUCUGGCAUGUGCCAGAUUCUUGUCAUUCUAUCCUCCAAUCAACAUUCAGUCUCUUCUUUAACUUCUCUGUUGCUUUUGCUGCUUCAUUCAGAUCAUAUUGAAUUGUUAGCUUCAUUUUAACAUUUUUUACAAUAGUGAAGUGAUCUACAAUUUGCAAUGUGCCAAUGUGUUUUUCAUGGAUGUUUUUGUUUGAGGACAUCAAAUACACGAAGUGCAUUUGGUUUGUGAAAGGGACUAGAGAGUGUGGAGGACUACAAGGAGGUUAGGAGGACGAGGUUGUGGAUUGAUCGAGUUUUAAAAGCAGAUUAUGUUAUUAGGGUUUGUUUGAGAUGUGUUUUCUUAUUUUGUGACGAACAACAUUUCUAAGAAAAAUUAGAUUCUAAUUAAUUUUCAUUUGCAUAUUU
Molecule: messenger RNA, 2717 nt
Organism: Chenopodium quinoa (quinoa)
Lineage: Eukaryota; Viridiplantae; Streptophyta; Magnoliopsida; Caryophyllales; Amaranthaceae
Product: PI-PLC X domain-containing protein At5g67130-like
Exons: 10
Coding region: 87-1301 (404 amino acids)
Biological process (GO): lipid metabolic process
Molecular function (GO): phosphoric diester hydrolase activity
Source: RefSeq, a predicted model, not a curated record